This is a messenger RNA of Myxocyprinus asiaticus (Chinese sucker), 2948 nucleotides long. It is a transcript of the gene gnl2, whose product is annotated as guanine nucleotide binding protein-like 2 (nucleolar). Bases 124 to 2298 code for a protein of 724 amino acids. Lineage: Eukaryota; Metazoa; Chordata; Actinopteri; Cypriniformes; Catostomidae. The record is from RefSeq and is a predicted model, not a curated record. Gene Ontology annotation, molecular function: GTP binding. Gene Ontology annotation, cellular component: nucleolus. The transcript is spliced from 16 exons.
AUUGAUGACGUACUUCCGAGUUUGGUAGUUUAUUGUAACACGUGGAAAUCUGUAGUGGACUGAACCCCAUGCUUUAUUUCUUUAUUUUACAGUACAAAGCGGGUUCCCGGUCAAUCGGUCACAAUGGUUAAGCCACAAUUCAAGGGGAAAAGCUCCAUAAAUCCCUCAAACUCCAGCAGCAAUCCCGACCGAGUUAAGGGAGCUGGAGGUAACAACAUGAGGGACCGCGCCACCAUCAAACGCUUGAAUAUGUACAGACAGAAGCAGAGAUGCAACAAUCGAGGUAAGGUGAUCAAGCCCCUGCAGUACCAGAACACAGUUGCUCCUGGGACUGUUGCCAGAGUUGAGCCCAACAUCAAGUGGUUUGCCAAUACCCGCAUCAUCAAGCAAUCAUCUUUGCAAAAAUUCCAGGAAGAGAUAAACGCAGUAAAGAAAGAUCCUUACAGAGUAGUGAUGAGACAGAGCAAGCUACCCAUGUCCUUGAUGCAUGACCGAAUCAAAGCACAUAAUUCCAAGGUGCACAUUCUGGACACAGAGACUUUCGAGACCACUUUCGGGCCAAAGGCACAAAGAAAGAGACCCAACUUGUCUGUGGGGGAGCUAAAGGACUUUGCUGAGCAGGCAGAUGUCUCAGCUCAGAGCUACAGUGCUGAGAAAGACCGUGACCUGGUGACUGUGGACAGUGGAGUGAGGGACGAGGCUCGGGAGGAAAUCUUCAAGAAGGGGCAGUCAAAGAGAAUUUGGGGCGAGUUGUAUAAGGUAAUCGACUCCUCAGAUGUUAUUAUCCAGGUGCUGGAUGCUAGGGACCCUAUGGGCACCCGUUCUCAGAGCAUUGAGACCUACCUGAAGAAAGAGAAAUCUUGGAAACAUCUCAUCUUUGUGCUUAAUAAGUGUGACCUGAUUCCCACUUGGGUCACGAAACGCUGGGUUGCAGUGCUGUCGCAGGAAUACCCCACUCUGGCCUUUCACGCUAGCCUUACCAACUCCUUUGGCAAAGGCUCCCUUAUCCAGCUCCUGCGGCAGUUUGGCAAGCUCCACUCAGACAAAAAGCAGAUCAGUGUUGGCUUCAUUGGUUACCCCAACGUUGGAAAGAGCUCUGUUAUCAACACCCUACGCUCCAAAAAAGUCUGCAAUGUGGCACCACUUGCUGGUGAGACUAAGGUCUGGCAGUAUAUCACACUAAUGAGACGCAUUUUCCUGAUUGACUGCCCUGGCGUCGUCUACCCCUCCGAGGACAGUGAGACUGACAUUGUGCUGAAGGGAGUGGUUCAAGUGGAGAAGAUCCGAAACCCAGAGGAUCACAUCAGAGCAGUGUUGGAGAGGGCAAAAUCAGAGUACAUACAGAAGACAUACCGCAUUCCGUCCUGGAGCUCUGCCGAGGACUUCUUGGAAAAGCUGGCCUUUCGCACCGGAAAACUGCUUAAGGGUGGAGAGCCAGACCUGCCUACUGUCUCUAAAAUGGUUUUGAAUGAUUGGCAGAGGGGACGCAUCCCCUUUUUCGUAAAGCCCCCUGGAGGCGAGAUGGAUGAAGAGAGCAAAGCACAACCGCAGCUGGAAGCACCUGAGAUGGAAACAGAAAAGUCAGAGUUUGAAAACAGACUUGAUGCUCAGAACGUGGAGGGGGCAUCAUCCAGCGAACAGGAAGUACAACAGCUGCUGAAACAAAAACAGGAGGAGAUGCAGAAAAUUUUGGUCAAUGUCAAGCAGAACUUCGGCAAAAUAAACGUCGCCCCAGAGUUCAGCGAGGAGGACCUUGUACCUGUUGAGAUGCCUGACAUACUGGAUCCCUCUGGUUCAGAAGGUGAGAAAGAUAAGGAAAGUGAGGAGGAAGAUGACAAAGAGAAAAUGGAAGAGCACAAUGGAGAACAACAAGAUGAAGUGACCACUCCCCCUACCACGGCAGAGAGCAAGAGCACACGUGAAGUGAAUAAAGAGCUGGAUGAGAAGAUCGCCAAAUUAAAGCAGUUUCUUAAUCAAGCCAAAUCAAAGCGCUUCUCUGCCAUACGCAUCCCCAAAGGCCUUUCUGACAAAGUAUUCACUGAAACCAAAGCAAAACAGAAUGGUGCAAAGAAUAUGCAACAGAAAGCAACACAGUUAGGCAGAAAGAGGAAAGCUUUGGAAGAUGAGGAGCCUGCACAGCCUACCAAGCUCAAAUCUAAAGAGAAAAGAAGACUGGAGCGUGCCCAGAAAGUGAAGAAAGUGGGCGUUCGCUAUUAUGAGACGCACAACGUCAAGAACAAGAAUAAGAACAGAAAAAUGCCCUCAGACGGCAAGAGAGCCAAACAAGCCAAGCGAUAAGACCUGGUCCAACUCCCUGUCACAUUAAUCUCCAUUUCCGUAGUCAUGUUGGUGGCUAAGUUGGAACAUUUGGAUGUCAAUCGCAGUGAUUUGAAUAAAGGUGAAUGUCUGUGAUCUGCCAUUCCAAUGCACUUUAUAGAUACUGUGACACCAGCCAACAUCGUGAACAUUAUGACAACAGUCAGACAAGUAAUUAAUUUCAGCACUGCAUUUGCAAAGCUUUUAACUUAAAGGAAUAUUCCCGGUUCAGUACAAGUUCAGCUCAAUUGACAGCAUUUGUGGCACAAUUAAUUUUGACUUGUCCCUCCUUUUCUUUAAUAAAAGCAAAAAUCUAGGUUCCAGUGAGGCACUUACAAUGGAAGUGAAUGGAGCCAAUCUGUAAACAAUAAAAUGCUCACUGUCACAAACAAUAUGGGUGUUUACAUGAUUUUAAUGUGAUAAAAUCAUUACUAACCUUCUUUGUAAAAAAGGAGGGAGAAGUUGAAUAAAUUUUUUGUGGUAAUGAACAUUAUGCCACAAAAGCUGUCGCUUGAGCUUAACUUGUAUUGAACCCAGAAUAUUCCUUAAAGAGAAUGUCCUUAUUUGGAAAUAUUGACAAAAGGGUCAUGUACCUGUGUAUCUGUGACUGUUCUCAUACUGGUGUUUGGGGG